UGGCCUUUUGCUAAGAUGUGCCUUUUCCUUGCAGCCCACACGCUCGUCUGCUUUUCGUGCUCGGAUGCAUCCUCCAACUGGGCCUGCCUGACACCUGUCAAGUGUGGAGAGAAUGAAAACCACUGUGUGACAACGUACGUCGGAGUGGGAAUCGGUGGCAAGUCUGGCCAGUCCAUCUCCAAAGGCUGCUCUCCCAUUUGCCCCAGUGCUGGGAUUAACCUCGGCAUUGCGGCUGCCUCCGUCUACUGCUGCGACUCCUUCCUCUGCAACAUCAGUGGCUCUAGCAGCGUUAAAGCCAGCUAUGCUGUCCUGGCCUUGAGUAUCCUGGUUAGCUUUGUCUACAUCCUCAGGGCUCGUGAGUGAUGGGGAAGGCCAAAGAAGACCCAGCGCCAGGGGACCUCUGCAUCUCUGCAACAUGGCGCCUUGUCUUCCGUUGGCCAUCACAGGUCUCAUUAGCUGAUGUCUUCUCUAUUGUUGCCUACAAGGAGAUCUACUUCUCAGCAGGCUUCCAACAGUGAUUGUUUCCCAGACUUUACGCUCUUCCAGUAUCAGAGACCUGAGUGGCUGGGCCUAACCCUUCUCCUCCUCCUUCGGACAUACCCCACUGCACUCUAGCACUUCCCGGUGGAUUGUUUUGGAAAGGUUUCUGCUUUUUUAACCUGUGCCCCCAGUUUCUAAGGUUGCUUAAAACAAGGUUGGGACUCACUGAGAAGCAGUUGUUCCCAGACACCGCUCACUCAAGUGUUCAGAUGGUCCUGGAGGUGCCUGGCACCAAUGUGCCCCAGCAUGUGCCCCCAGGCAUGGGGAACGCGUGACCCCAGUGGAGACAAAUUCCCAAUCCCUGCAGCUGGAGUCUCUUUUUAUAAAUUUCUUCCAAUCUCGGGCUGACUUUUUCUGGAAAACAAAUGACGUGUACCUAGUCCCUCUGAGCUCUGUAAGUGCCAGACCUGAAUAAACAUGCUCCUGUUGUUACCUGAGA
Messenger RNA from Meleagris gallopavo (turkey), 979 nucleotides. RefSeq names its product lymphocyte antigen 6E. The record is from RefSeq and is a predicted model, not a curated record. NCBI's taxonomy places the organism in Eukaryota, Metazoa, Chordata, Aves, Galliformes, Phasianidae. Gene Ontology annotation, cellular component: plasma membrane. Gene Ontology annotation, molecular function: acetylcholine receptor inhibitor activity.